This is a messenger RNA of Geodia barretti, 1583 nucleotides long. The record is from the annotation of a GenBank genome assembly. Lineage: Eukaryota; Metazoa; Porifera; Demospongiae; Tetractinellida; Geodiidae.
UGCAGUAAAUUUUUGGGUAGUGGCGCUCGGUUUUUGGGCGUGGCAUAAACAGACAACGAGUGCUGUUCUUUCUUCUUAGUUUAGCAGGUUAGCCUGUAGCGCAGCAAUCGGGAUAUGGCGGACGUCAAACCAGGAAGGAGGAGUCCUCAUAGUCCCAGACAAGGGAAGAGAUACUCCAAACAUGUGUCACUCAGCAGAAGGAAGAGUCCUGAAAGCUCCAGGAGCAGGAGGGGAAAGAGAAGGAGUUUUGAAUGUUUGGCUAAUGAAAGGUAAAAAGGGCUGAGAAGAGAUGAAGCAUCAACUAGAGUGACCUGAAUUAGUCUUGAAUCAACCGAUCUUGAGCACACUUAGACGCCUUUUUCCAAAACUCCCCGCCUAGCGAAUCACCUUUAGUCACCAUGAUCUGCAACUACCUCAAGAAGACGCUCUCGACUGUGGCAGUGUGUGUGGUGCUCUGGGCUCUCUGCCGCUCGUCUGCCCCAAACACUCGACGAUCUGCAGCUACAGCCAACUGCUCCACCAACUAUCAGCCCGCCUCGGCUGCCGUGCAACUUGCAAACGGCUUUGAAGUUGCGGAGCAUUUCACAAAAGCUGUGUCUGCCCCUGGGAACAUGACAUUCUACACAACACUAGUCAGUCUGUCACAGAUAGCUAUCCGACUGGACAAUGCCGUGGGCCUUCUCAAUUCCCCCAACACCUCAUCGUCUACUUCCACUCAUACCUGCAAAAACAGCAACAGCAGCAGCAGCAACAGCAGUAGCAAUGCAACAAGCAGCAGUAGUAGUUCCAGUAGCCUCGAGCUACGAGCUCUGUCUGCUGUUGUGAGCCAAGUUGUCAAGGAUGCUUGCAACUAUGUAUUGGAGAUCUCAACAGUUGACCACCAAGUUAACUGUGAGGACCUGAAUGAAGUGGCCACCUGGUCUCUCCACCUCUACAACUCACCGAGAAGCCAGUCUCAACGCAGAGACUCGCUGACCAUCGCUGAGGCGUAUUCAGUUCACAGACUGCUGCCAGGGAUAUUCCCAGACGGCACCACUGCUGAUCCUGGCCUGGUGAAACAGUGGUCUGAUGACCUGAAGCGGUUCAAGUCUCCUUGCAUCACUGCAUUUAGAGAUGUCCUCAGAGAGCAAGUCUUGCCCUGGCUGGGGCAGGUGACUGGAAUACAGCUCACCACUCAAAUUGACAUCACCUGCUCCAAAUAUGAGUUCACAGAUUACCUGCUCUGUCAUGAUGACCGGUUGGAGGGCAGGAGAAUUGCAUUCGUCUUCUACCUGGUCCAGGACUGGACACCUCUGGAUGGAGGUCAUUUGGAGCUGUUUUAUACUGACGAGAAUGGCCACCCACAUGAGGUGACAGUCUCCAUUCCUCCAGUGUGGAACAACUUUGUCUUUUUCGAAGUCACCCCCGCUCCUCUCCACCAGUGAGGUCACCAUUUGCAUUGGUACAUAGCACUAGAGUGAAGCAGUGUCUGCCAUCAAUCACAGUUGAGAUUUGUGAGGUUGUAUUAAGUGAGAUGAAUGUAGAUUAGACAGACAUUAGUUGAUGGUGUGCUGUAGCUCUAUGAAGACACGUCUCUCUAGCAG